ACGUGCUAAUUGGUUACCAUUCUUGUGCAGUAUGGUUGCUACAAAUGCUGAAUGGAUUGACCAUACACAGUCUGGCCCUAUUGACGCGUCGGUGUUGAAGUUGCAACCCACCUAUCGAUCUGAAGCUAUUUGGAAUGGGCAGGAUCCAGGGUCCCUUACCUGCUGUACUCGUAGUUCAGAGUUCUCCAAUCGAGAGCCAAUGGUGGACAACCAAGUCGUUGACAUCAUUAAGGUACUCAGUUUGGAAGGACUCCUCAGGGUCCCAGGUAGAGAGAUUGAUCAUGGUCUGAUAACGACCUUAGUGGAGCGAUGGUGGCCAAAGACUCACACCUUCCACAUGCCACAUAGUGAGGUCACCAUCACAUUGCAAGAUGUGGAGGUUUUUCUCGAUCUUCCUGUUGAUGGUGACGCUAUAACAAGGAGCACGCAGAAAGUUUGGGCGAAUGUGUGCCAGGAGUUCCUUGGCUUUCAACCUAUAAAUCAAGAGCAGCAUAAGCAACUUACUGGCCAGAGGAUCCUCAUCAACCAACUUUUGCAGCAAGUUGCUGCUCCAUUGCCGCCUAAUGCUGAAGAGAAUCAGUUGCAUAAGUACGCACGAUGCUACAUCCUAGCGUUACUGGGGGACACAAUAUUCAUGGACAAAUCCGGCGAUAGGGUGCAUCUAAUGUGGGUACAGCAGUUGGAAGACCUUCGCAACCCACGAAUGUACAGUUGAGGAAGUGCUUGCCUUGCAUGGUUGUACCGAGAGUUAUGCAGGGCAAGCGAUAAGGACACCAGUCAGAUCGGUGGGUGUUUACUGUUGGUCCAAUAGGAAAUCCUUAUUGAUCAACAAAUCAACUAAACAACUACUUGUGAGGCAUCAACUUUGGCUGGGACUGUUGGAAUUACUAAGCUGGCAACAGAGGUCCUGCCACAUGGCCUUAGGACACAACAUACACCAUAUGAUUCUGUGCACAGUAGUUUGAGAGUGUGAUUGUAUUUCUCCCUGAGUACACCUCCGGUGUACUUAGUGCUGUUUUUAUUAAUACAAUUUUUGGUUACUUAUCCCAAAAAAAAAAAAAAAGUUUCUGUGCACAGUAACAUAGCCAGAACUUCAAUAUAAUCAUAAAGGUUUAAAGCAAGUUAGGCGGAUUGUGGAAGACUGCAUACAAAAUAAAAUGCAUCCUGUAUACCAUAUCAAGGUUCUUAUGAUGAAGAAAGAGCUUGAAAAGGAUCCAGCGCUUGCAAACGACAACUGGGAUAGAUUUCUUCCAAAAUUCAAAAAGAAAAAUGUUCAGCAAAAGAAGGUCAAGACUAAAGAGAAGAAACCAUAUACACCUUUCCCUCCUCCACAACAACCUAGCAAGAUUGAUGAACAAUUGGAAAGUGGAGAAUUCUUCAUGUCUCAGAAAAAGAAAUCAGCAAAGACAUGGCAAGAGAAGCAGGAUAAGCAGGCACAGAAAACUGCAGGAAACAAAAGAAAAAGAGAAGCUGCAUUUAUUCCCCCAGAGAAAAAGGCAAAGGACUUUGGGAAGCAAAAAUUGAGUGAGAAUAUUAAUGCUUUUUGCCACGGUCAUGGGUUCUUGCACUGGAGGGCAAAAUUGGAUGAAUCAAAGAAGCGGUUUGUUCACCAACUGACCCUGAGUACUCCGUUAGUAGUGAGCAACUACCUUCCUGAGUCAGUCUCAUUGACAAUAGAAAGUGGUGGGGUUACUUGUACUGCAAUUCUUUCAGAGGUGGAAACUUCCUUUCAUCAUAUUGGUCCUUCACAUGACCUGGGUCUAGAAAUCCAUGUGCAACCAUCAGAUUUUAAGUUCCCUCGUACUGAAAAAUUCUGAGCAAUGGCUGAGUUCAGUGGGACCAAGUUUUCACUGUCUGAAAUCGUGGCCUUUUAUCCAGAUUUGUCAAAUGGUAGUUGAUAUAUGUACCAUUAAAUUUGCUAUUCAGGGUGUUUUAUGUGUGAUAAAACACUUAACUGUAAUUGUUUUGCAUUAUUCUAGGUCCAACACAUGUCAGAAGAAACUCUAAAGACGGCUGGUCCAUCACUUAUCCGAAAUGAGAUAGGAAGUGUUUCACUUAAUUCAUUCUCAAUGGUGGCUCUGAUGGCUAUAGUAUGUAGUCCUGAGAGUUUGCCACAAAUGUCAUUUUGUACCUCAUUUAAUGUAGAAUGCUAAAGCUAAACUAGUGCCUUGUUUUUCUAAUAACAAGUGAGAUCAGUUUUAUUGUAAUGGGUUGUUAGGACAUAUGUGUUUCACAUGUUAAGAACAUAUGUCAUAAUUUUAUGUAA
This is a messenger RNA of Quercus robur (English oak), 2266 nucleotides long. Its product is annotated as KRR1 small subunit processome component homolog. The transcript has 8 exons. Bases 1158 to 1817 code for a protein of 219 amino acids. Gene Ontology annotation, cellular component: nucleolus; small-subunit processome. Gene Ontology annotation, molecular function: RNA binding. The record is from RefSeq and is a predicted model, not a curated record. Gene Ontology annotation, biological process: meristem maintenance; meristem development. NCBI's taxonomy places the organism in Eukaryota, Viridiplantae, Streptophyta, Magnoliopsida, Fagales, Fagaceae.